Molecule: messenger RNA, 1656 nt
Organism: Annulohypoxylon maeteangense
Lineage: Eukaryota; Fungi; Ascomycota; Sordariomycetes; Xylariales; Hypoxylaceae
Product: cytochrome P450
Exons: 5
Coding region: 1-1656 (551 amino acids)
Molecular function (GO): iron ion binding; heme binding; monooxygenase activity
Source: RefSeq, a predicted model, not a curated record
AUGGCUACCUUCCUAGCUAGCCCUGUUCAGGCGUUCGUGAUCGCGUCGCUGGUCGUCACUGGUACCUACCUCUAUAGUAAACUAUACUAUAGACGAUUCAAACAGAAUGCACACCUUCCUCAGCUUCCUUCAUCUCUCCUCUGGGGGCAUCUUAUGGCUUUCGAUCGGUAUACAAAGCAAGGAAUCCCAGAUCGCCACCCCGAUAUCAUCUUUGCCGAAAUGCAUCGAGCGCUGGGAGAACCGCCGAUUAUGCUGCUCGACAACUGGCCCAUCGUUCCACCUAUGGUCAUAGUUGCGAGCCAUGACGUUGCCGAACAAGUAUCAAGACCUUCGACUAAGUUCCAAUUUAGUGCACCGAAAUCAUCGUCGGUGGACCGCAUUGUGAACUUGAUCGGUCCGAACUCUAUUUUACUCAAACAGAACGAGAAAUGGAAAUCAGUUCGGAAGAGAUUCAAUCCAGGCUUUGCACCCCAGCAUUUGAUGACUCUUCUACCUGUCAUUAUAGGGAAAGCGGCUCCGUAUCUUCAGAUCCUUGACGAGCUCGCCCAUGCUGGGGAGGUAUUCCAGUUUGACCAACCCACGACGAAUCUAACUUUUGACAUCAUCGGAGCGGUAGCUAUGGACGAAGACAUGGGCGCCCAACACCAGGAUCCAGCUCAUCAGGGUGAACUCAUCCGCAUGUUUGAGGAACUAAUCAAGACAUACGCAGACGAUAAGCUUCAAUUGCCUUGGUGGUUGAUGCCCCGUGCCCACCUAAGGCGGCGGCGUCUAGGAGGCCUCAUCUCACAGCAACUAAAAGCUAUUGUGUCGCGAAAUUUCGAGGAGAUGAAAGUCAGAGAGCAUCAGGGCCAGGCUCACAGCAGAUCCCGAAGCAUCUUAGCCCUCAGCCUACAAGAUAUUGAAUCGCUCACACCUGAGAUCAUGGAAGAGACGUGUGACCAGCUAAAAACGUUCCUCUUCGCUGGUCAUGAUACCACAAGUACCACUAUAGUCUGGAGUAUUUACGAGCUGUUCCGAACACCGCAUGCUUUGAAAGCUGUUCGCGCGGAGCUAGAUAGUCUCUUUGGACCGGGGGCUGCACGAGAUCCGGCCAUCGUCCGCGAUAAACUCUUAUCCCCUGAAGGUGCUGAGAUCAUUCACCGGAUGACCUACAUCUCUGCAGUUAUACGAGAAAUUUUGAGACUACACUCCCCUGCUGGGUCUAUUCGCGUGGCUAAUCCUGGUUCGGGGUUCUCAGUUUCCACGUCGCGGGGUGAAUACAACCUCGACGGGAACUGGAUAUACAUCAAUCACAAUCUUAUCCAUCGCGACCGUGCUGUAUUCGGAGAUACGGCCGACAAUUUCGUUCCGGAGCGCUGGCUAGCAUCUGACGGACUUCCAGCCAGUGCGUGGAGACCGUUCGAAAGGGGACCGAGGAAUUGCAUCGGGCAGGAGCUAGCAAAUAUCGAGACACGUAUCAUCAUCGCCAUGCUCGUCUGUCGAUAUGAGUUCACCAAAGUCGGCCUCGGGGAGAUUGAUUUGGAGGGUAACGGCCAGCCGACGGUUAACGCUAUAGGGCAGUUCAAGGUCAAGUCCGAGCUAUACUCUACGAUACAGAUCACUGGCAAACCUGUUGAUGGGAUGAUGAUGAAAGUUAAACUAGCUACAGAAACUUGA